Odocoileus virginianus texanus is the source of this 2971-nucleotide messenger RNA. It is a transcript of the gene TFIP11, whose product is annotated as tuftelin interacting protein 11. Gene Ontology annotation, biological process: spliceosomal complex disassembly. NCBI's taxonomy places the organism in Eukaryota, Metazoa, Chordata, Mammalia, Artiodactyla, Cervidae. Gene Ontology annotation, molecular function: nucleic acid binding. Gene Ontology annotation, cellular component: U2-type post-mRNA release spliceosomal complex. The record is from RefSeq and is a predicted model, not a curated record.
GUGAUGUCAUUUCUGGCGCGCCGCAUCCGAGUUCCGGCGCCCUAGUGGCGAGUUUCUCGCACCGAGCGGGCCGCUCGGUUUGGUCGGCUGCGCCGGAGAGAGUGACAGGCCAUGUCGCUGUCCCACUUGUACCGGGACGGGGAAGGCCACAUGGAUGAUGACGAGGAUGAGCGGGAGAACUUUGAGAUCACCGACUGGGAUCUCCAGAAUGAAUUCAACCCCAACCGGCAGCGCCACUGGCAGACCAAGGAAGAGGCCACCUACGGAGUGUGGGCAGAGCGAGACUCGGACGAGGAGAGGCCCAGCUUUGGAGGCAAACGGGCCCGCGACUACUCGGCACCUGUCAACUUCAUCAGCGCGGGGCUCAAGAAAGGGGCGGCAGAGGAGGCGGAGCUGGAGGACUCCGACGAAGAAGAGAGACCCGUGAAGCAGGAGGAGUUUCCGAAAGAUUUCGGCCCCAAGAAGUUAAAAACGGGUGGCAAUUUUAAGCCCAGCCAGAAAGGUUUUGCAGGAGGAACCAAGUCUUUCAUGGAUUUUGGCAGCUGGGAAAGACACACAAAAGGAAUCGGACAGAAGCUUCUUCAGAAAAUGGGCUACGUCCCUGGAAGGGGCUUGGGGAAGAAUGCUCAAGGCAUCAUUAACCCAAUCGAGGCCAAGCAGAGGAAGGGGAAGGGCGCGGUGGGGGCGUACGGCUCGGAGCGCACCACGCAGGCCCUGCAGGACUUCCCCGUGGUUGACUCAGAAGAGGAGGCCGAGGAGGAAUUUCAGAAGGAGCUGAGCCAGUGGAGGAAAGACCCUAGCGGAAGCAAGAAGAAGCCCAAGUAUUCCUACAAGACCGUGGAAGAGCUGAAAGCCAAGGGCAGGAUUAGCAAGAAGCUCAGCGCUCCCCAGAAGGAGCUUUCCCAGGUCAAGGUCAUAGACAUGACGGGCCGGGAGCAGAAGGUCUACUACAGCUACAGCCAGAUCAGCCACAAGCACAGCGUCCCUGACGACGGGCUGCCGCCGCAGGCGCAGCUGCCGCCCCCGCCCGGCAAGGAGGCCCGGGCGCCCGGCUUCGCGCUGCCCGAGCUGGAGCACAACCUGCAGCUGCUCAUCGAGCUGACGGAGCAGGAGAUCAUCCGCAACGACCGGCAGCUGCAGUACGAGCGGGACGUGGUGGUGAACCUGACGCACGAGCUGGAGAAGGCGGCGGGGGCGCUGCAGCAGGAGCAGCGGGCCAUCGCCAGCCUCAGCGAGGUGCUGGCGCUCGUGGAGGAGUGCGAGCGGCGCCUGCAGCCCGGCUGCAGCGACCCGCUCACUCUGGACGAGUGCGCACGCGUCUUCCAGACGCUGCGCGACAAGUACUACGAGGAGUACCGGAUGUCCGACCGCGUGGACCUGGCCGUGGCCAUCGUCUACCCGCUCAUGAAGGACUACUUCAAGGAGUGGGACCCCCUCAAGGACUGCACCUAUGGCACGGAGACCAUCUCCAAGUGGAAGGGCCUCCUGGAGAACGACCAGCUCCUGUCGCACGGCGGGCAGGACCUCUCGGCGGACGCCUUCCACAGGCUGAUCUGGGAGGUCUGGAUGCCGUUUGUCCGGAGCAUUGUCGCACAGUGGCAGCCGAGGAACUGCGACCCGAUGGUGGACUUCCUGGACAGCUGGGCACCCCUCAUCCCCGUGUGGGUGCUGGACAACAUCCUGGAGCAGCUCAUCUUCCCCAAGCUGCAGAAGGAGGUGGAGAGCUGGAACCCGCUGACGGACACCGUGCCCAUCCACUCGUGGGUCCACCCGUGGCUGCCCCUCAUGCAGGCACGCCUGGAGCCGCUCUACUCCCCCAUCCGCAGCAAGCUGGCUAGCGCCCUGCAGAAGUGGCAUCCCAGCGACUCCUCGGCCAAGCUCAUCCUCCAGCCCUGGAAAGACGUCUUCACCCCUGGCUCCUGGGAGGCCUUCAUGGUUAAGAACAUCGUGCCCAAGCUGGGGAUGUGCCUUGGGGAGCUGGUCGUCAACCCCCACCAACAGCACAUGGAUGCCUUCUACUGGGUCAUCGACUGGGAGGGGAUGGUCUCCGUCUCCAGCCUGGUGGGUCUCCUCGAAAAGCACUUCUUCCCCAAGUGGCUGCAGGUGCUGUGUUCCUGGCUGAGCAACAGCCCCAAUUACGAGGAGAUCACCAAGUGGUACCUGGGCUGGAAGUCCAUGUUCUCGGACCAAGUGCUGGCGCAUCCGUCCGUCAAGGACAAGUUCAACGAGGCUCUUGACAUCAUGAACAGGGCGGUGUCCUCCAAUGUCGGUGCCUACAUGCAGCCUGGCGCGCGCGAGCACAUCGCCUACCUCACGCACACGGAGCGGAGGAAGGACUUCCAAUACGAGGCCAUGCAGGAGCGGCGCGAGGCUGAGAACAUGGCCCAGCGGGGCAUCGGCGUGGCUGCCAGCGCCGUGCCCAUGAACUUCAAGGACCUCAUCGAGACCAAGGCCGAGGAGCACAACAUCGUCUUCAUGCCAGUCAUCGGGAAGCGGCACGAGGGCAAGCAGCUGUACACCUUCGGCCGCAUCGUCAUCUACAUCGACCGGGGUGUGGUGUUCGUGCAGGGCGAGAAGACCUGGGUGCCCACCUCGCUGCAGAGCCUCAUUGACAUGGCCAAGUAGGCCACACCUGCCGGGGGCGCGCGGGGGCACAAACGGUGUCUGCAUCAGAGCCGGCGGGCGCCCCGCAUCCCCUCACAGCCAGCUCAGGUCAGCGCGGGAGGCUCCUCUGACUUCUUCCUGAUGAUCUCGAGGUCCUCACAGUCCUGGUAAUCUGGCUCUUCCCGAAACGCCCAAGUGUCCGUGGGCAGCUGGGUUAGCUUUUGCACAGGAAACCAGUGGAUGGAGGUGUCGUUAAAUAUGUCCAUGUACCUUGGGGUCUGAGGGAACACCACCUCCUCCAGGCCUGUCAGAAUCUGAGCAGAAAGAUUCAAAAGUAAAACAAGCUUGGCACGCGCGGUAAGUCCCA